CCUCCCCGAACCCAACCAGAACCAACGCCACUCCACCACCACAACCGCGCCUCCCCCCAAGGAUUCCCUCGGAUACCUUCCCUCCCCCUCCCCUCCCCAGCUCCAGCUCCGCCCCCACGCCGCGCCGUCGCGGCCCGGCCACGGCCAUUGGCCUCCCUCCUCCCCUCCCCGUCGCCCUUCGGCCGGCCUCCGUCUCCCCCGCGGAAUAUGAAACUAAGGACAAAACGACCUGGAUGGAAGUCCCUUGUGCCUCUGCAGUUGAGCAGGAAAUCCACCAUGCGCUUCUUUCUGUUUCCCAAGGUUCAGGCAUCCGGUCAAUCCCCAAAUGAUACCCCGGUUUAUCUUAAUGUGUAUGAUUUGACACCCAUGAAUGGCUACAUAUAUUGGGCAGGCCUUGGUAUAUUUCACUCUGGGAUUGAAGUUCAUGGCGUCGAAUAUGCAUUUGGAGCACAUGAUUAUCCCACAAGCGGGGUAUUUGAGGUAGAACCUCGUCAAUGCCCUGGUUUCAGAUUCAGGAGGUCAAUAUUUCUUGGUACGACGUGCUUAGAUCCCAUCCAAGUUAGGCAGUUCAUGGAGCUGCAGUCAGUAAACUACAAUGGAGAUUCUUACCAUCUUAUCAUGAAGAAUUGCAACCACUUUUGCAAGGAUAUGUGUUACAAAUUGACCGGCAGCAAAAUUCCGAAAUGGGUGAAUCGGCUCGCCAGAAUAGGUGCCAUCUGCAACUGCCUCCUCCCGGAGUCUCUGAAGAUCUCCCCGGUCGGCCAUGAUCCAAACAGCCAGCCUGAGGAUUCGGAGAAACGCCGCCUGCGAAACCCGUUGAGCUGCUUCUCCUCCAUCUCGAGCCAGAGAGCGCUUCCCCCGUCUUCUUCCCCUUUUCCCCCAUCGCCCGUGAAAGAGCCCAUUCCGAGCUCUUCAUCGAGGAAAUCCAGCACCGCGUCGUUCAAGAGUAGGUAGCCCGUGUAACUUUUGAACCAGCUGGCUAAUUCGGGCAGCGGCGCAUCUGGACGGUGCCAGUUAAUUUUUCUCCUUCUCUCUCUCGGUGUCAGCCUAAUGCUUGCUUGUUGAUGUUGUUGUUGUUGUUGUAUCAUGUGAUGUAAUCCCCGUGAAAAGAGUGGCUACAGACAGACGUGAUUUGGGUGAGCGAAUUCACCUCGAUUCCACCCGCUCCCUCCCUGUACUCGUGAUAGACUGUCGGCCAGAUUGGAUUUGUAUAUUAGUCUCCUCUAUUCAUUCAGUUCA
This is a messenger RNA of Aegilops tauschii subsp. strangulata, 1239 nucleotides long. RefSeq names its product deSI-like protein At4g17486. Gene Ontology annotation, molecular function: deubiquitinase activity. NCBI's taxonomy places the organism in Eukaryota, Viridiplantae, Streptophyta, Magnoliopsida, Poales, Poaceae. Gene Ontology annotation, biological process: protein deubiquitination. The record is from RefSeq and is a predicted model, not a curated record.